Messenger RNA from Mollisia scopiformis, 1447 nucleotides. RefSeq lists its product as uncharacterized. The record is from RefSeq and is a predicted model, not a curated record. The transcript has 3 exons. Gene Ontology annotation, cellular component: U2-type catalytic step 1 spliceosome; Prp19 complex; U2-type catalytic step 2 spliceosome. The coding region runs from base 96 to 1271 and encodes 391 amino acids. Gene Ontology annotation, molecular function: pre-mRNA binding; metal ion binding; U6 snRNA binding. Lineage: Eukaryota; Fungi; Ascomycota; Leotiomycetes; Helotiales; Mollisiaceae.
UGAAUUUUAGCGUCAGCCGCUCGUGGCGUUCAGCCUUAAACUUUUUGAUCUUGAACUUCCCUUGAUCGCGACUCAUCCUUGCGAACAACGACAACAUGGCCGACGUCGAAACAGCACAGCUUGAAACAAUGGCACCGCAUGAUGGCGAAGGAGACGAUGUAUCUACGGCCCUCACGACGACCAAUACCGAGGUCGCAGCACCUGGAGAAAGGAAAGUGAAGAAGAUCAUUCGCAAGAAGAAGCGCCCCGCGCGACCCCAAGUCGAUCCUUCGACCAUGAAAUCAGAACCUCCUCCGCAGACUGGCACGAUCUUCAAUAUAUGGUAUAACAAGUGGUCGGGUGGCGAUCGCGAGGACAAGUACCUGAGCAAGACGGCCGCUGCAGGACGUUGCAACAUCGCCAAAGACACUGGCUACACGAAAGGCGACAAAGUCACAGGAAGCUAUUUCUGCCUCUUUUUUGCGCGUGGCAUCUGUCCAAAAGGUCACGAAUGUGAAUAUCUUCACAGAUUACCCGGUAUCCAUGAUAUGUUCAACCCGAACGUCGAUGUAUUUGGCAGAGACAAACAUUCGGAUUACAGAGAUGAUAUGGGAGGUGUUGGAAGCUUCAUGAGACAGAAUCGCACAAUCUAUGUUGGUAGGAUACAUGUCACAGAUGACAUUGAGGAAGUGGUUGCCAGACAUUUCGCAGAAUGGGGCCAGGUUGAGCGGAUACGUGUCUUGAACACCAGAGGUGUUGCUUUUAUCACAUACUCGAAUGAAGCGAAUGCACAAUUCGCCAAGGAAGCAAUGGCACAUCAGUCGUUAGAUCAUAGCGAGAUCUUGAACGUGCGAUGGGCUACCGCAGAUCCAAAUCCCAUGGCUCAGAAACGAGAAGUCAGGAGAAUUGAGGAACAGGCAGCGGAAGCAGUACGGAGAGCAUUGCCCGCCGAGUUCGUGGCUGAGAUUGAAGGUCGCGAUCCUGAAGCUCGAAAACGGAAGAGAAUCGAAGGUGGAUUUGGUCUGGCAGGAUAUGAAGCUCCUGAUGAUAUCUAUUAUGCGAGGGGUGCAAAUGCUGUUAAUCCAGUAGGGAGGCAAGGUCUUGAGCUCGAGGAGGAGCAAAGGUUAAUGAUCGAGGCUGAUCAAGUGGAGAGGGAAGAAGCUGAAGAAAGUGGGAUCUUCUCAAGCAGUACGCUCGCUGCAUUAAAGGGUGCCCAGGCUUCUGUGGCACCAAAACCAGCACCGAAGGCAUCUUCGGGACCUCUGGUGGCUUACGAUAGUGACAGUGAUUGAGGAGCAUAGUCUGGCGUUGGUGGACAUAUUUGAAUUGUGGUAUUAUUGGAAAUCACCUCGUGGAAGAACCCAUAGAUAUGGGAAGUAAAAAGCGGCCUUUGCCAAAGCCAGCUUCAGAGCUGCGCGAACAAAACUUAGCUGUUAAAUAUUCUCGAAUACAGCAUCUCAUGCCUUCC